CGCCAGGCCGACGCGCCGGACCUCUUCUACGGCGCAUUUCUCCCAAACGCCAGCGGCGGGCGCACCCUCGUCGGCUACGUCUGCGCGACGCUCUCGCCGUCCGCCACCCUCACGCACGAGUCCAUGUCCACGCAUGUCCCCGGCUCCUCCUCCGUCUGCAUCCACUCCGUCUGCGUCGUGCGCGCCUGCCGCCGACGGGGCGUCGCCACGCGCCUCCUCCAAGCAUACCUGGCGCACCUGGCGGACGGCGGUUACGAGCGCGUCCUCCUGAUCGCACACGAGGAGCUCAGGGGGCUCUACGAGCGCGUCGGGUUCGAGUGGCUCGGGCGCAGCGAGGUGGUGCACGGGUCGAAGCCGUGGUACGAGAUG
Molecule: messenger RNA, 369 nt
Organism: Gloeophyllum trabeum ATCC 11539
Lineage: Eukaryota; Fungi; Basidiomycota; Agaricomycetes; Gloeophyllales; Gloeophyllaceae
Product: acyl-CoA N-acyltransferase
Exons: 1
Cellular component (GO): cytoplasm
Molecular function (GO): aralkylamine N-acetyltransferase activity
Source: RefSeq, a predicted model, not a curated record